AUGGGUCCUGCCAGAACACCAGGUCACCGAAAGGCACAGUGCAAAUAUUGUUCGUGGUGUUUAAAUUUAGCAAAAGUGAAUAUGAUGUAUUCUCAUAUUGCAUUUCAAUGUGAUGAAAUUAAUAAUUACGAUUCAAAUGCACGCAAAGAAGUUAUUUCUAAACUUCGGGAUUUGGAACAACAAACAUCACCCGGUAGAUAUAAAAGGCGAGCAAUUGAGAUGAUGUCGGAUGAUUCAUUAUCAAGUAAACAAUAUACGAUGGAUAGAUUUACAUCAAGAAUUAUCGCAUACAGUGAACAACAAAGUAUUGAUCGAUAUUUAUUACGUGCUAUUAUUAUGAACGGUAUUUCAUUUCGAACAGUUAACAAUAGUUUUUUUCUCGAAUUUGUGAAAAAACUCAAUCCAUCAUAUGAUUUACCUGAUCGAAAAAAAUUGGCUCAUGAAUCCUCAUACAAGAAUUAG
Molecule: messenger RNA, 462 nt
Organism: Didymodactylos carnosus
Lineage: Eukaryota; Metazoa; Rotifera; Eurotatoria; Philodinida; Philodinidae
Source: the annotation of a GenBank genome assembly